AUGGGCAAGAAGAAGCUGAAAAGAACGAACCUGAAGAGCCUCAACAAUGCAGAAGGUCUUCGGGUAUCAGAGCCAGAGCCAGAGCCAGAGCCAGAGCCAGAGCCAGUAGCAGACCUCAGCAUUCCAGAGCUGUUGGAUUAUACUCAGAGAGACGAAAGUCCUUACGUGACCUCCCCAAUCACUUUCAAGGUGGGAAAGGAGUAUUACACUAUUCUACAAUACUACCUGCAUCCUUUCCCUAUACUCAAGUGCAAUCCAUCCGAGCUCUACCGGGAACCUGAUACAUACAAUGAGUGGUCGAUCCGAUCACAAGGCCCGCUUUAUCAUCUCGAGCUGACGAUCAACCCCCGAGCCGCGCAUACCUUCAUUCAUUAUCUCUCUACCGGUCAAUACGAAACGCUUCAAAGCGUGCUUCCACCCAUCAAGAACGCUGCCGAUGUUACCGAGGCCCUGCGCGCCCGUGACAUUGAGGAGCUUACGCGCACAGCUCACACUUACGCUGCGGCGGUGCUGUACGAAGUCCCUGGCCUACAAGAGCUGGCCCAGGGCUUUCUGGGGCGGUUCGCGCAGCGGCUGCCAACGGAGGAUAUUUUGAAAGUGUUAAGAGAGAUAUACGACAGUCUCCGUGACGUGGAGCCGGCUCGCACUUGGGUGGAGGUGUUUGUUCGGGGGUGUUUAGAGGCUGCAUUCUCGGAUAGAGAAGUAUCUCUGCGACAGAUCAUAGGGGAAUAUGGUAUUGGCAUGGAAGGAAGCUUUGAUCGCUUCAUCGUCGAUGAAACGUUGGCCAUCUUUGAGAGGGACAGAGAGGAAGUCAAUCAAGCCCUUGGUGGGCUUGGUGAGCCGGAGGAAAUGGCUGAGCUGGAACCGCUUUCUGAGUCACCGCUUGUACUCGAUCCUGAGCCUGAGCUAGAGGCUGAGCUUGCAAGCGAGUCCGAGUCCGAGCCCGAGCCCGAGCCUGAGCCGCAUGAGAUCGAAGUUGAGGAUCGGCCUAUGCCAGAGCCUGUCUCAGAGGCAGAGAUUGUAUUGGACAUGGAUCCAGUCCUGAACCGGAAGCUUCUGUCGCAACACAGUCUUUGGAAGAUUCCUUAUGGACCGACGCUGGCCCUCAGUAGGAUCAAGGCGACCAAGAAGAAGGAGAAGAAGAAGGGUCAAAAUUUGGGAGAGCCGGUCAAAGAGACACUGCAGCCCGUGGCCAACCCAAUUUCAGAAGUGACUGCCGAAAAGACCGGUGCUUUGUUUAAGGAUGGUGUAACUCGCUUUUCUCUUGACUGGACACAUUUCGAGCGCUUGAUGGGCAUGAUCACUCCACCAGUCCUCAGCAGGAAUGCCUGGGGAUCAAAGUACCGUGGUCGCGGUUCUUGA
Molecule: messenger RNA, 1362 nt
Organism: Aspergillus aculeatinus CBS 121060
Lineage: Eukaryota; Fungi; Ascomycota; Eurotiomycetes; Eurotiales; Aspergillaceae
Exons: 4
Coding region: 1-1362 (453 amino acids)
Source: RefSeq, a predicted model, not a curated record